UAAAAAGCAAAAAUUCUAAUCAUUCUUAUAAUAAUAUUUAAACUUGUAUUGUGGGGUUGGGUGUUGGGAGGCCCGCACAAGUGAGUUCUGCAAAGUAAGCAGCGUCAACACUUGGCCAGCCUAUAACCCCUCCACAAAUUACUGCGCACAAAAUGUGAUAGGCGCGGCGAGCAGCUCCCACCGCUCGCUUUGUUUUCCUUACUCAUUAGUUUAAGGCAUCUUUUAAUUGAGCUCCCAAUCUUAUUCUUAUAAGUUUUAUUUCAAUAAGGAUUUACUUCAAAAUCGAUGUGGGACUCUGAAAUGAUGACGAGGCAGUAAUUAGAUUUGGAAUGGGUUGUUUGUUGUCCUACCUAACUAGCUCAUUACAUCCCAAAAUCCUAAAACUAAAAAGCAUUGUCAGGUUCGCCCUUCCUCCUCCAUCUUCUUCAUUUUCUGGGUGUUUUUUUAUCUUCCAUUUAUUUGGGUUAGUUUAUAUGAUUUUGAUUCAUCAUUGAAUGUGUAUCAAUCACUGAAAUUAGUUCUUUUUUUUUUCCUCAAAAUUAUGUAGACUUCUUAUUGAAAUUUGGUAUAGUGUGUAUUUCUCUCACAAAAUGAUUUGUUUAGUACUAUCGAACUGAUUUGAUGAUAUAGGAGAUAUUGUUUGUUCAGUUGAUCUCACUCUCAGUCAUAUCUGUAUUUUUUAUAUCCCAUGGUUUCUUCAACAAUCACUGUUUCUAAAUUCACAGAGAAACCCUUAAACCCCUAAACCCCUAUACUCUCUCUCAUUAGAGAGAGAAAGAGAGAGAGAGAGAGGGGAACCCAUUCUGCAUCCAUAUGGAAACAAUUUAGACACUUGGUGCUCCAUUGAGAAUAAGAGAUUCAAGUUUGAACCUUGUCUCAUCCCAAUUCCCAACCCCUCUCACGGAGUCUCACCACUAGACCAAAUCAAACCUAGUGGGUUAUGGAAAUUUUUGUUUUUGUUGUUGAAAAAGUUAUACGAAACUGAAGCAUGUCAGAUUGUUUCUUUCUCUCUUUUUUGUUAAUAAUUGUUUUAGAUAAUUGAGAUAUGGCUUUUGCUGUAACACAUUCCGUUAGCUCAAACUUAUUAUGUCCAACACAUGACAAGUUAAGAAAGCCACGCCAACAAAGGCGUUCCCUCCAAAAGGUGCAGUCAACUUUGAACAGAGUCGAUUUUGACACUCAAAAAGUCACCUCACGAAAUUCCUCAACCAGGAAAGACUGUGAGUGUUUUGAUUUAUAUGAAAAGAUAAUUCCAUAUGGAAUGGCAUGGUCUUGGCAGAAAAGAUUAGUGAAUGAGAAAAGGGAUAUGAUUCAAAGGAAGGAAGAUUGUCCUGACACUUUGAUUGUUCUUCAACACAACCCCGUUUAUACAUUGGGUACGAGUAGUUCUGAGAAUUUUCUUAAUUUCGACUUGAAGAAUGCUCCUUAUGAAGUACAUAGAACUGAACGUGGUGGUGAAGUUACAUACCAUGGUCCUGGCCAACUUGUCAUGUACCCCAUUAUAAAUCUUCGGAAUCACAAGAUGGAUCUACACUGGUACCUUAGGGCACUAGAAGAGGUAGUCAUUCGCGUUCUAACUAAAACAUUCUCUAUCAAGGCUUCUCGACUUGAGGGCUUGACUGGUGUUUGGGUUGACAAUCAGAAACUAGCAGCCAUUGGAAUAAGAGUUACUCAAUGGAUAGCAUAUCAUGGCCUAGCACUGAAUGUCACCACAGAUUUAACCCCUUUUGAUUGGAUAGUCCCCUGUGGAAUUCGAGACCGGAAAGUUGGAAGUAUUAAAAAUGUACUUGCAGGAUUCCGUUCAUCGAGUGAUUGCGCUGAAGCAAAUGUAGAUCAUCCCAAUGACAGCCAGCUUCUUAAUAUUGCUCACGAGUCUUUGCUCAAAGAGUUUUCAGAAAUGUUCCAGCUUAGAAUCCAACACAAAACCAUCUCUGAAUUGGAGUUUUAAAUGGAGUUUCAGCUGGUUUAUGGUAUAGGCUUUGAUAGGUAGGAAGGGAGCCAAAUCUUCUGUCCCACUUCUUGUGUGUCCCCAAGUCUCAAUCCAAUUAAAAUAUUACAACUCAUUUAAAUGUCACAUUCUGUUUAAUAGUAUAAUACAUAAUUAACAAACAUAUUUUAGGCUUUUCUUCUAA
This is a messenger RNA of Cannabis sativa, 2132 nucleotides long. Its product is annotated as octanoyltransferase LIP2p, chloroplastic. The record is from RefSeq and is a predicted model, not a curated record. NCBI's taxonomy places the organism in Eukaryota, Viridiplantae, Streptophyta, Magnoliopsida, Rosales, Cannabaceae. Gene Ontology annotation, cellular component: mitochondrion. Gene Ontology annotation, molecular function: lipoyl(octanoyl) transferase activity. The transcript is spliced from 5 exons. Gene Ontology annotation, biological process: protein lipoylation. Bases 1046 to 1948 code for a protein of 300 amino acids.